CGCGGUGGGCGUGUCCUGGCGGCGGCGCCCGGCGGCCACGUUGACAGGAGGGCGGGAGCGGGCCCGCGGCGCGGAGCGGAGCGGAGCGCGGGGCCGCUGCCCCGGUACAAAAUGUCUUCUCCUCCCAAAGAGAAAGCAGAGACGCGGGCCGGACACCCUCCUGCUGUGAAAGCUGGUGGGAUGCGGAUCGUGCAGAAACACCCACACAGUUCUGAUGCCAAAGAAGAAAGAGAUAAGGAUGACCAAGACUGGGAAAACAGCAGCCCACCUAAACCAGCGGUGUUCAUCUCUGGUGUCAUUGCUAGGGGUGAUAAGGACUUCCCUCCAGCUGCGGCUCAGGUGGCUCAUCAGAAACCACAUCCUUCUGUGGAAAAGCUUCCUCACCCGCAACAUGUCAAACAGCACAUCCACCAGCCUCGCAAGUGAGCUCUCCAUCAGAACCUCAGCCAAACUGCCAUCAGUGAAUAAGUUUUUAAAAGAAGAUGAAAACCCUUCAGGAUUCACACUCAAAUCAGUAAAAUUGACCUCUAAAAUAUUAUGCCGUUUCAUUUACUUUAAUUCUUGAGGGUUAAUAAGAAUUAAGACAUUGUUCAGUUGUUAUCCCGGAUGGAAAAUUCUCUAUUAAGUAUUUUGCUGAUCAGGGGUGGGGGUUUUUUAUAAGAUUUUCUUACUGCCAAGAUAAAACUUUGGUAUGAAUAAUAGGAUUAAUGAGCUUAAAACUUGUACUUCUAGUUGUGGCAUUGCAAUACCAGAUAGUUAAUGUAGUUUUUACGCUAAGCCAAUAAGGACGAAUAGCCCUUUUGUACCAGUACCUUUACCAUCUGGAGGGAGUUUGUGGUGUGUGUCGAGAUAGAAAUCAGUGGCUGUCUUGAUUACAUAGAGCCCUUCCAGUCUUCAGUAUCCUAUGGCAUUGCACUCCAGUGACUGUGCCCUCCGAUUUCCACUAGUGAGGUGAUAAAAGGGCCCAAAAACACUCUCAGGUGGGCGGAAAUCCAGCUGGAUCUUCUUUGCACCCCUUUGAACUUGCACAGUCUUGCUGAGGUUCUUCCAUUUGGAGGUCUGUGGAUGUGGAAAGGGGAGAGGAAUGAGAGCUACAGGAACAUUGAUGCUAUAGGCAGUGGAUUUGUGAUCUCGUGGGUCUCUCUGGGGGCUCUGUUUUUAUGAGGUGAUGAUUUCUUAGUUCCAAUAACAAGCUGAAGGAGCUCAGGACCCUCCAGAAUUGAAGUUAAAAUAAACUGGCGAAAAACAGGUUUUCUUUUUUAACUUGAGGUUUGAGAUAUCUGAUUGAAACUAAGACAUAUCAUUAGUAAACGUGUUUAACUUUAUGACCAAACCUCUGUUGCGCAUCGUAUUUUUUCCUAGUCUUCUUAUUGUGAAUAAGGACAGUAGUAAUAUGAGGGAAUAAAAAAGUUACUGUUCAAAUAGAGCGAUUGGAUUAGUUUUGGCCACGUAACUAAAUCUUUAGAUUGCACAGUUCAAAAUCACUGAGCUCUAUUAUCUUCCUUCUGCAACUCAUCUCCAAAAAAACCAGGAAAAUAAUUUGUUAGACAUUCCACCUACAUGUUUUAAGUGUACUUCUGUUUUUAACUGACAGUAAUUUUUAAAUACAGUACAGCCUUUAGUAUCCUCUAGGUUUGUAAAACUGGAGCUAGUGCUGCAAACAUUCACUGAAAGUUUGGUGUUGCUUGAGGCUUUACUAGCUCAUUUAUGUUUAAAAUCAGAUAGUAUAGGAAACCAGUGAGGACAGAUUUUAAAAUACUAUUUUAAAAAAUUUCUGCGGAUUAAAUAAUUAUUCCCGGAGCGGCUGAUUCAAAACAACAACAAAAUCAUGUGAAAUACGGCCCAUUUCACAAGUGGAAUAACUCACCCCGUGUAGGUGAGAGGGACCUGGCAUUUCCAUCCCUUCACAGGCUUGAAAUGGAAGUGAUGCUUCGCAGAGGGUAUGCAUGGAUAUAUUUGUGCUACACCUGAGGAAUGACGCACAACCUCUACAUGCAGUCCUUGUUUUCAAUUUAAGUAGAUAACCGUACUUGCCUUAAGGAGUGAGUGUUGUUUGUGAGAGUUAUUCUGUCUUAGGGUAUGCACCCUUUUAAAGAUCUUCUCUCUGUUGCUGACAUCGGUGCGUCCCAGGCCUCGUUUGUAGCCGCUCGUGAGCGUGCAGGUGAUUCACUCGUUCGUGAGGGGUGGCGUUGUCGAGCCCGGGGGAACAUCUGCAGGGGUGGGAUGGGACAGAAAGAGGCGGCAUCUGGUUGAUGGUGCAGCCAGCAGCAGCCAGCAGCAGCCAGCAGCAGCCAGCAGCAGAGCAGAGCAUCGGUCGCUUGCUGCUGGGAGCUGCUGGCUUGAGAGUGAGGGGAGCAGGAUUCGGCUCCGCUGGUCCUGUGCCUACAUCUGACGUGUUGGCCUGGACCCCAGCUGCAGUCAGGGGUGAUGGAAGGGGGGGGGGGGUCGGUAGAGUUGAGGUGCAGCACCUUUGGCCAAAUGGAAGUGUCCUUCCAGAGGAGCCGGAUCGCUGCCGACUGCCUUGGUGGCAGUGGAACACUAAACAUACCUCGGUGUAGGACCCACGGUUAGGUGGGGCUGUGUACCCCUCCUCCACGUGCAGUAACAGCUGGUAGAAGCGCUUCUGAAAGUAAAACCACGUUUCCACUCUAAUACUAAAAGUUAGCAACGUGGAUGCUUUUGAAUUAUCAACUGCUGCUCCUGAUUGUUCAUGCAAUAUAUGCAGCGUAUAUAGACAGUACCUGUAUUUUGUCCUUGAUUACUUAGAUGGAUGUGUAAGUUUGUACAACGGAGUAUGACUCUCGAGAUAGCUUUAGUGGCUUUUAGAAUUCCUAUACGAUUAGAAAAUGUCUCUGUAUGAAAGCAUAUUAUAUAUUGGGGGGGGGUAUCCGUGUUUAUACAGAGGUGUCCUUACCAAAGCAUUACCUUCCCCAAAAUAACCAUAACUGGUGAUCCGGGUUGCCUACUGAUGGUUAUCGAUACUUUUAAAAUGUGUUACAAUAACAGGCAAACAUAGGAGGUGUUCAAAUGUUACCUUGAAAUGAUUGCAAAUGAAAUUUUCUGUAAUUGUCAGUGUGGCAAUAACGCAACAAUAAAGCAUGGAGUUGUA
Messenger RNA from Tyto alba (common barn owl), 3109 nucleotides. RefSeq names its product death associated protein (gene DAP). Gene Ontology annotation, biological process: negative regulation of autophagy; cellular response to amino acid starvation; apoptotic signaling pathway. The record is from RefSeq and is a predicted model, not a curated record. Gene Ontology annotation, molecular function: death domain binding. The transcript has 4 exons. Lineage: Eukaryota; Metazoa; Chordata; Aves; Strigiformes; Tytonidae. The coding region runs from base 112 to 426 and encodes 104 amino acids.